AUGGCAGAUCAGGCCUUUGUUACACUGACCACAAAUGAUUCCUACUCCAAAGGAGCCCUGGUGCUGGCCUUGUCUCUGAAACAGCACAGGACCACCAGGAGGCUGGCGGUGCUUGCCACUCCACAGGUCUCGGACUCCAUGAGGAAAGUUUUAGAGACAGUCUUCGAUGAAGUCAUCAUGGUAGAUGUUUUGGACAGUGGCGAUUCUGCUCAUCUGACCUUAAUGAAGAGGCCUGAGUUGGGUGUUACUUUAACUAAGCUCCACUGCUGGUCACUUACACAGUAUUCAAAAUGUGUGUUCAUGGAUGCAGAUACUCUGGUCCUAGCAAAUAUUGAUGAUCUUUUUGAGAGAGAAGAAUUGUCAGCGGCUCCAGACCCUGGAUGGCCUGACUGCUUCAAUUCUGGAGUCUUUGUGUUUCAACCUUCAGUGGAAACAUACAGCCAGCUGCUUCUCGUUGCUUCCGAGCAAGGUAGUUUUGAUGGUGGGGACCAGGGUUUACUGAAUAUGUUUUUUAGCAGCUGGGCAACAACAGAUAUCAGAAAACACCUGCCAUUUAUUUAUAACCUAAGCAGCAUUUCUAUAUACUCCUACCUCCCAGCAUUUAAAGCGUUUGGUGCAAAUGCCAAAGUUGUGCAUUUCCUGGGACGAAUCAAACCGUGGAAUUAUACCUAUGAUCCUAAAACAAAAAGUGUCAAAAGUGAGUCCCAUGAUCCCACCAUAACUCACCCUGAGUUUCUCAGCUUGUGGUGGGACAUCUUCACCACCAGUGUUUCACCUCUGCUGCAGCAGUUUGGCCUCAUCUCAGAUACCCACCCGCACCUCAAUGUGGAAGAUGUCUCUGGAGCCAUGUCACAUUUGUCCGUUGGGGAGACUCCGGCUACGGCACAGCCUUUUGUAUCCUCAGAAGAACGGAAGGAGAGGUGGGAACAGGGCCAGGCUGAUUACUUGGGAGCAGAUUCCUUUGACAACAUCAAGAGGAAACUUGACACUUACCUCCAAUAG
This is a messenger RNA of Pipistrellus nathusii (Nathusius's pipistrelle), 1002 nucleotides long. The record is from the annotation of a GenBank genome assembly. Lineage: Eukaryota; Metazoa; Chordata; Mammalia; Chiroptera; Vespertilionidae.